Balaenoptera musculus (blue whale) is the source of this 1738-nucleotide messenger RNA. RefSeq lists its product as uncharacterized. The record is from RefSeq and is a predicted model, not a curated record. The transcript has 2 exons. NCBI's taxonomy places the organism in Eukaryota, Metazoa, Chordata, Mammalia, Artiodactyla, Balaenopteridae. Bases 31 to 1068 code for a protein of 345 amino acids.
GUUAUCCGAGGUGGACCUUCAGUUAUCCGGAUGCCGGGUGGACCUUCAGUUAUCCGGUGCUGGGUGGACCUUCAGUUAUCCGAGGUGGCCCUUCAGUUAUCCGGUGCUGGGUGGACCUUCAGUUAUCCGAGGUGGCCCUUCAGUUAUCCGGUGCUGGGUGGACCUUCAGUUAUCCGAGGUGGACCUUCAGUUAUCCAGGUGCUGGGUGGACCUUCAGUUAUCCGAGGUGGCCCUUCAGUUAUCCGGAUGCCGGGUGGCCCUUCAGUUAUCCGGAUGCCGGGUGGCCCUUCAGUUAUCCGAGGUGGCCCUUCAGUUAUCCGAGAUGGACCUUCAGUUAUCCGGAUGCCAGGUGGCCCUUCAGUUAUCCGAGGUGGACCUUCAGUUAUCCGAGGUGGACCUUCAGUUAUCCGAGAUGGCCCUUCAGUUAUCCGGAUGCCAGGUGGCCCUUCAGUUAUCCAGAUGCCGGGUGGACCUUCAGUUAUCCAGAUGCCGGGUGGACCUUCAGUUAUCCGGAUGCCAGGUGGACCUUCAGUUAUCCGGAUGCCAGGUGGCCCUUCAGUUAUCCGGUGCUGGGUGGACCUUCAGUUAUCCGGUGCUGGGUGGCCCUUCAGUUAUCCAGAUGCCGGGUGGACCUUCAGUUAUCCAGAUGCCGGGUGGACCUUCAGUUAUCCGAGGUGGACCUUCAGUUAUCCGGUGCUGGGUGAACCUUCAGUUAUCCGGAUGCCGGGUGGCCCUUCAGUUAUCCGGUGCUGGGUGACCCUUCAGUUAUCCAGAUGCCGGGUGGACCUUCAGUUAUCCAGAUGCCGGGUGGACCUUCAGUUAUCCGAGGUGGACCUUCAGUUAUCUGUGCCAAGAGACUCGAUGGCCGGUGGGAACUGGUGGCCAGACUUGCUUCGCUUACGAAAACGGCCAGACUGGCCCAUCUGUGAGGUGGCUCCUGACGUGCAAACUACAUCUUCAUUUGCCGUCACGUACUGCGUGUUGUCACCUCUCCUCCGGCACAGGGACCUUUCUCAGAUCUCACGCACUCAGGGAGAGCAGGGACGUCCGGGCAGGGCGUGUGGCUGAGAGCUCAGCCUGGCUCCCGCAGGCCUGGCUUUGUACCUUCUGGGCGGCCAGAGACGGAGCCCGGGGUGGCGGGCAGCCGGGAGGGGUUGGGGGCUGUGCCCAGGACCCUUGGGUGCAGUUUGCUCUUGUUCCCGUCCCCCGACUCCCAGAAGUGGACGGGCCCCCCGCCUCAGGCCCUCUGUAGGCCAUCUCAGGAGCAGCCAGGGCUGGCCCAGCCCAAAGGUCACUUCCUCAGGGGACUCUGCGGGGAGGCUGUGCAGCUCCCCCCCAGGGUCAUGGGACAGAGGAGGGGCAGGGCACAUGUCUCUGCUCGGAUUCAGAAAUGCAGGGCCUUUGGCGGCAGCGUCGUCCAUCAUGGCUGGUCACCUUGGUCUGUUCAGUCCCAGCCGAAGACCCUGCUCCCCAGGUCUCAGUGCAGGUUGUACUGGGUUUUGAAUCCUAACUAGCUAGUAGGCAAUGGGGAGUUGGAUUCUAAAGCCGCAGCACUCACCUGCCCACUGGAUUGGACAUCAGCCCCGCCCCCCAUCCUCCUUUCCCUGCGUUUCCCCAGUUACACGCGAGCAUCCCUUGGGAACGAUCCAGGAUCGACGCUUCCAGGGGCGCCAGCUCACUCUGAGUCUCAGGUGUGUGGAAGCAUCUGAUUUGACCUUUGCCUUUCUCUUCUACAGAA